Molecule: messenger RNA, 1293 nt
Organism: Aspergillus campestris IBT 28561
Lineage: Eukaryota; Fungi; Ascomycota; Eurotiomycetes; Eurotiales; Aspergillaceae
Product: protein kinase
Exons: 4
Coding region: 1-1293 (430 amino acids)
Biological process (GO): protein phosphorylation; regulation of mRNA processing; spliceosomal complex assembly
Molecular function (GO): protein kinase activity; ATP binding
Source: RefSeq, a predicted model, not a curated record
AUGUUCUCAUCCAUUCUGCGGUCUUUGCCGCGGCUUGGACGGAGAUGGACGCCCCUUGAUUUCUCAAACCCGAACUUCGUUCGUAUACCCGAGUACCACAAGAUUGAAGAAGAGACUCUCCCGGAUUAUACUGCUUCUUGGUACUAUCCUACCCAGAUUGGAGAAGUCAUCCAAGAGCGAUAUCAAGUAGUAGGCAAACUAGGGUUUGGAUCCACCUCCACAGCGUGGCUAGCACGGGACAUGAACCACUGUCAGUAUGUGAUGCUUAAAAUCUUCGUCCGGGCUUCGUCCAUGGGCAACCAAGUGGACGACGAGAUCGAGAUGUACAGACACAUUGAACAAUGCCCAAAAGGUCAUCCAGGCCGUGAUGCGGUCCGGACAUUACUGGAUACAUUCUACAUCAAUGGGCCGGAAGACAGGCACCGGUGUCUUGUCCAUCGCCCACUGUGGGAAAGUGUUUUGACUUUCUUACGCCGCAACCCGGUAGAGCGACUACCCGCAGUAAUCGUAGCAGUCGUUCUUCGGCGGUUGUUUCUGGCGUUGGAUUACCUUCACACGGAGUGCCAAGUCAUCCAUACUGGUUUGCGCACACCUUCCUCUACGUUAUCAUCUAUUGACUACCUUUACCUAGAUAUCAAAGCCGACAACAUCAUGCUAGGCAUCGACGACGAUUCAGUCUUCGGCGACUUCGAACAGAGUGAACUCCAACACCCCGUUCCAAGGAAAGAAGUAGACCCCAACGGGAGAAUCCUCUACAUGUCCCAGGAGCUCAAGAUGCCCAAACCAUUGGGUGCCCCUGUCCUCUGCGACUUUGGCUCCGCAGUUUUCGGCAAUCAGUCCCACACAGAAUUCGUUCAACCCGACAUCUACCGCGCCCCGGAGGUGAUUCUCGGGGCUCCGUGGACGUAUAGUGUCGACAUAUGGAACGUUGGUUGCAUGAUCUGGGAUAUCUACCAAGGCGGCUCCCUGUUCUCCGGCUAUGACCCCGAAUAUCAAAAAUACAGAAGUAGAGCCCACCUCGCUGAAAUAAUUACCCUUCUCGGUCCUCCGCCGUCGAGUCUCCUCACCCAGGGCGGUUUAAGCGACAAAUUCUUCUCCGAUGACGGCAACUUCCGCACCAACUCUCUACUCAAAGAUCCUGUCUCGCUCGAACAGCGAGAAAAUACCCUCGUAGGAGAACCAGAGAGAGAAGCGUUCCUCCGCCUCAUGAGAAAAAUGCUGCAAUGGGAGCCCGGAAAGCGUAGUUCCGCGAAGGAACUCGCGGAGGACGAAUGGAUCCAGCAGUAUCUGUAG